This is a messenger RNA of Brienomyrus brachyistius, 3267 nucleotides long. Its product is annotated as 52 kDa repressor of the inhibitor of the protein kinase-like. The transcript has 5 exons. The record is from RefSeq and is a predicted model, not a curated record. Lineage: Eukaryota; Metazoa; Chordata; Actinopteri; Osteoglossiformes; Mormyridae. The coding region runs from base 198 to 2456 and encodes 752 amino acids.
GUGGGACGGAAGCGGCCGUCUCGUGCUGAAUCCUCCAGGCCACAGACAGCGGUGUUGCGCGCUUUUCGUUUUAGUUUUCUGCUGUUCAAAUAAUUUUUUAAUAAUACCUUUUAUUUAAAGUUUUAGUUUAACUAGUUUUUCUUUUGCGGCUCAUUUACUCAGAAGCUCUCCUGAAGAACUUUUUUUUUCGCAACAUAAUGCCAAAUUUUUGUGCGGCUCCAAAUUGUACCAGAAAAAGCACCCAAUCGGACCUAGCAUUUUUUAGGUUUCCGAGGGACCCUCAAAGAUGCAAGCUGUGGGUGGAGAACUGCCGGCGAGCAGACCUGGAGGAUAAAACUUCAGAUCAGUUGAACAAGCACUACAGAUUGUGCGCCAAACAUUUUGAGCCAUCUAUGAUAUGUAAAACGAGCCCAUAUCGGACAGUACUUAAAGAUACAGCCAUUCCCACCAUUUUUGACCUGACCAGUCAUCUAAACAAUCCACACAGCAGACACCGAAAACGAAUUAAAGAACUAACGGAAGAGGAAAUCAGGAAGAUAAAAGAGAGGCGGUUGGAAGAUGCUGUUGAACAACCACAAAUUAGAAAUGAAAAUGUAACUGGUGAAGAUGAGGAAGAGAUGAGGAAGACUAAUGAGGAUAUGCCUCUGUUGACUGUAGAGGAAAAAGAGCUGAGGGAUUACUUGAAAUCCCUUUUUGAAAUUAUUAUUGUUACUGGAAAGCAGAACAUCCCAUUAAACUUUCCUGUAGAAAACGAAGAGAAGAGUGAAUGUUUCACACCAAGCAAUUUUCAAGCCUUGCUGGAAUAUCGCAUCAAUGCUGGGGAUGAAGUACUGAGGAAAAGAUUUGAAACCACAGCUGUGAAUGCUGAGUACUGCCCCUUUAUGCAGCAGGCACAGAUGCUUGAGGUAUGUGAAGGAUGUGUCCGUGAAGAACUGCUCCAUGAGGCCAGAGACGGCCGAUUCUUCUCAAUAGUCACUGGUGAUUUGGUCCAAUUUCCUGAGGGGCUUUACCUUCCCAUAUUCCUUCGCUUUGUUGACAGUAACAGCUGCCUUCGUGAGGAAUUCAUAGAAUUUCUGCCUUUUGAAGAGCAUGAAGAGGUCCUCACUGGGAAGCUGGUAAACCUAAUCAUUGAAAAGUGGGGUCUAGACAUGGAGUGUUGUCGUGGUCAGGCCCAUGUUGCCUCAGGUGUGUUUGUUAGAAAAAUCAAAAGUAUUGCAGCUAAACUAAUGGAGAGGUAUCCCAUGGCAAUAUAUACUCCCUGUUCUACUUGUGCACUCAAUGUUUAUCUGGCUAACAGCUUGCCCCUGAGUAGAGUGCAAGUUGUUAUGUCAACACUGAAAAAGGUAGACUCAUUUUUCAGCAAAUCACCUUCAUUACAAACUGAGUUGGAGCAUGCCAUUUCCAUAUUCUACCAGGGCAACAAUGAGAAGGCCAAUGAUCUCAAAGAGGCUUGUCAUCUUAAAUGGACAGAGAGACAUGAUAUCUUUGAUUUGGCAGUAGACUUACUAGAAUCCAUUUUGCUGUGCAUGGACAGUAUUCACGACAAUGAGGACUGCAGAUGGAGCGACCAGUUAGCCAACGAUGCGUAUAUAAUCUCUGAAGCUCUGUCAGACUUUGAAUUUGUAGUGACAUUAGUGGUGCUGAAAAAUGCCCUAUCCUUCACAAGAGCAUUUGGAAAGAACCUGCAAGGAAUGACCCUGGAUGUGUACUUUGCUGCCAACAGUUUGACAGCUGUAUUGCAUUCACUGAAUGAAGUUUUGGAUAACAUUGAGGUAUAUCAUGAAUUCUGGUUUGAAGAAGCAGUUAACUUAGCUGCUGCCAUGGAGAUUUCAGUGAAGGUUCCCCGACUGUAUUUCCGGAAGCAACGUGCAGAAGUCACAGCAGACAUCCAGCCAGAAAGCUACUUCAAAGAGCACUUGACCAUUCCGGUGGUUGGACAUGUCAUGCAAGAACUAAAGGAGGUCUUUUCAGAGAAUCACUUAAAGGCUCUGAAAUGCCUUUCCCUAGUUCCUUCAGUCAUGAGGCAGCUGAAGUUCAACACAUCUGAAGAGAAUAAUGCGGACAUGUAUCGGAAUGACCUACCCAACCCAGACACACUCCCUGCAGAGUUACAUUGUUGGAGGAUCAAAUGGAAGCACAGAGGUAAGGAGAUAAGCUUGCCUUCCACCAUUCAGGAAACACUCCAGCUGUCAGAGGUGAAGUUCUUCCCUAAUGUCCAUGCCUUCCUUAAAGUCCUGUGCACAUUGCCAGUCCUGCGACUGGAAAGUCCCAGAUGUGAGACAGCCCGUAGGCGAAUGAAUGCCUAUCUCGCAGACACACCCAUCAACCAAAGGUCUAAGAGCCUGGCACUGCUUAACAUCAAUUAUGAUAUUAAAUAUGACUUGGAUGUAAUGGUCGAUACUUACAACAAACUGUAUCCAGAAAGAGAAACUGAGCUGGAGGUAACAGACAGUUGAACGUGCCUUAUUUCAAUGUGGAAGACAACAGGUCCCACCUAUUAUGCUUUAUUUUCCUCAUUGUUGAUUUGGCAAAGCAAGAACCUAAUAGAUAUGCUGGGCAAUGUGUUAUAGGAAGGGGCUUUGGAAUCUUAAAGGUUUUGUUUUGCUUUUCACACAGCUCCAGCUUGUGUAUAUCCAAGUAUACAUUCUUUAAAUAAAAAACUUACUUUCUGGUGUUCAGUUUGUAAUGUUUAUGUUGCUUAGUUGUUUUUGACCUUUUGAUCAAUUUUAUCACAGGGUGUAAACUGUACAAAACAUGUAUUUAACUUAUUUCUUAGCUCUAAGAUGUUGAAUGUGUGAUGAAGCACGCUUAAGUUUUGAUUGUAGUAAUAAAUUGCUUUGAAUAUUUUGUCAUACUGAGAUCCUGAAUUGUAACAUGUAGUUUCAUAUUUGUUUUUUUUUCUUUUAGCUUGUCAUAUCAUUUGACAACUAAAACCAGCUUUCAUUUAUAUAUUAAUAGUGUAAUUCCAGGCAGCUAUGCAGAAUGAUGGAACAAAUGUGAAGUUUAUAUCCUUUAUAUUUCAUUGUUUUCAUUGUAUCAAGCCAAUUAGCUGAUGAACGCACUACCGUUUUCUGUCCAGAUAAUGGAAUGAAACUGUAGUCAGUAUCCUGUUUAGGAAACAACUGAAUAUUUGCUGCCAUUACUUAAAAAUAACCUGUUGAGAAAUACUGCAUCCAGUAACUAACCACAUGUCGGUAUCAUUAGUAUUUAAAAUAUGAAAAAUGUAUGGAAGAACCUUUGACUGUACCAAUAAAAAUGUUUGUUGCA